This is a messenger RNA of Labrus mixtus (cuckoo wrasse), 4806 nucleotides long. RefSeq names its product neurabin-1-like. The transcript has 18 exons. The coding region runs from base 504 to 4436 and encodes 1310 amino acids. Gene Ontology annotation, molecular function: actin filament binding. Gene Ontology annotation, biological process: actin filament organization; calcium-mediated signaling; neuron projection development. NCBI's taxonomy places the organism in Eukaryota, Metazoa, Chordata, Actinopteri, Labriformes, Labridae. Gene Ontology annotation, cellular component: postsynaptic density; cytoplasm; dendrite. The record is from RefSeq and is a predicted model, not a curated record.
CUGCCUAUAGCCUACAUUUUCGAAGUCAGUGUGAGUAGGCUACUUAGGCUUGAAAUUGAUGGUUUUAUGUCACUUUGAAAGGUUCAAGUCACCAGUAACUUAAGCUUCUCGAUAGUUUGUCUCGGCAGUAAUCAAGUUGGCACUAAUGGCCUGCUGGGUCGUGUCAGUUCACUUUAAUGAACGUCUGUUGUACUUUGCCUUUUCUCAAACCACUCUUCUAGGAGUCUCCUGUUGUAAUGGUGGUGGAUUUUGAAAACACCUGGAUGACGUUUCCAAACCAAGAGCCUGCCUUUCUCUCCUGCAGUCAACACUCAAGUGCAGUCAUACCUUAAAAUACCAGCUCUUUCAUCCUGCAUAUUGUCUUGCCUUUCCCUGCUGAACCAGCGAAAUCCUCAAACAUUGUCUACCAGCUCGGCCCUUGCACAGGUGCUUCCAUUUGCUGUGAAAGCUUCUUCCACAGCGACGCCACCGUUUUUCUCACUCCCGAAAACCUCAAUUUCCAGAUGAUGCGGACGGACAGCAAAGGCCGCAGUGCCUCACCUCACAGGAUAACCUAUAAGUCUGACUUUCACGCCAUCAAAUGUUCUUUCGACACUGGGACCAGUCUAACACCGGGGUCAAAAGCUGCUGACAGGCUGCCAUCCAGCCUUUUAAAUCCCAUCAUGCCCCACACCAGCAACAUCAGCAGAGGAAGGGUCUCCAGCACUAGGGGGCCCAAGAUCCGAGACAACAUCUUCCUGCAAAUGGACAGCCAACAGCUGAAACAAGAUGGCAGUUCACUUCUUAGUUCUGGCUCCACUCCUCUCCUUUCUCCCCAUAAUCCUAUUCUACAGCUGCAGAUUUCCCCUUUCUCUGGAUCCAGACAAGCACUCGGCAGCUCCUCAACUCUGGAAGAUAAACCUUCCAGAUCAGAGGAGAUCACAGAUAUCGAAAGAGCUGCACUUUCUCAGAAGUUCUCUGUAACCCGGAGGUUGUUUGAGACUAAAGUUAUGGAAGUUGGAGGUGUUGGAGGGCAGGUUAUGAAAGGAGUUGCCAGCAGAGGAAGUAAGGGGAUGGAAGACCAGAAAGGAGAACAGGUGGACGGGGGAGGAGGAGGCAGCCAGGAGGAAAAAGAGGGAGAGGCAAGUGGGAAAAGGACGCACAUAGAAGAGGUUUGCUUUGAUAAAGAGGUAUCAAUUAACCUACCCAUCAUAAAUAUGUCCACGGCAAAGCCACUUGCAGCGGCCUUGACGACAAACCACCCUAAAUCUCCUGUAUUGAACAGCCCUGGUGAAGCAUCCAACAAAUCUUCCUCUUCCAAUCCUGUGAAAAAUGAUGAAAUUUCAGAUUCAAAAGUAGAGGAAGAAAAGGCAAAAAAUGCCCUUUGCUUAACAGCUGAGCAGCCAGUGAGGGCAGAGUUAAUUGACAUAAAGAAUGAGUCCUCGGAGAGUGAUGAGAACGAAGAAGAAAAGGCCAAAUGCUGGCUUAAGGAUGAGGGGGGAAAGAAUACAAACAGAGUUGUAGGAGAAAGUGUGACAGAGCUCGAUGAUGAUGUUUUUGAGGAGCCAAACAUUGAAAUAACACUAGGUGGACCUUAUGCACUGCAAAACCGAAUUGAGUCAAGAGCAGGCGAAGAACCGAAAGAGUUACUAGCCAGCAAGUUGUGUAAAAGAGAGAAUAAGUUUGACGGGGAAGGUGGAAGAGACAAGUGUCGGCAGGUGAAUGAACAAUGGGAGGGGCACAGCAGACAGUUUAUUGCAUGGCCUGAGAAGUCAACAGAAGAGGGAGAAAGCAGUGAGAAAAUGACAGAGGCAGGAGUGGAGGACAGGAAAGAGGGAGGCAUGAUGCAUGGGGAGGACAAGGAGGUUGAGUGGUACACUGUGGGAAAGGGGAAAGGUGAAAGCAGAGAAGGUGAGGAAUGCGAGGAGAGUCAGACCAGAGAAGACGAGGAAAGUGAGAGUGGGGACGUUUCAACAUCUGAGCUGGAGGAGGUCAAGCAAGAGGAGUGCAUAGAAGGCCGUGAAGGAGAUGAAGGAGGCAAAGAGGACCAGACAGAAUCUGCUGCUGUCUUUGGGAUUGAGAACAAGGCUUUUGUGCCUGAGCAAUCACCGAAAAAGGAAGUGGAAAACUCUAUUCCUGCAGGAAGUCUGUUUUUAUAUGACUUCAUGGAAAUUCCUGGUGUACCUGAACUGUCUGAUGAGGAUGCAGAGGAAGUUUCAAACAAAAAGGUGAAGUUCUCAUCAGCACCGAUCAAGGUGUACAACACUUAUUCUAACACAGAGUACGACAGACACAAUGAGGAUAUUGACCCAGUGUCUGCCUCUGCUGAGUUUGAGCUGGAGAAGAGAGUGGACAGGAUGAACGUCUUUCCAGUGGAGAUAGAAAAAGGUGAUGAUGGUCUGGGAAUCAGUAUCAUAGGAAUGGGUGUAGGUGCAGACCAGGGACUGGAAAAACUAGGCAUCUUUGUCAAGACAGUCACUGAGGGUGGAGCAACACAGAAAGAUGGAAGGAUUCGGGUGAAUGAUCAGAUAGUGGAGGUGGACGGAUUGAGUUUGGUUGGAGUCUCCCAGCUGUUUGCUGCUACAGUCCUUAAGAACACAUCAGGCCUCGUCAAGUUUCUGAUUGGCCGAGAAAAGGAGGGGGUGGAGAGCGAGGUGGCGCGACUGAUCAAUGAAAGCCUUGAAAUGGAUAGAACAUCCAGACAGAGUGGAGAUGAGGAUAACCUGGGGAGCAUGUCAGAGAGGGAGUCAUUGGCUGAAGAAGAAGAGGAAGAUGAUGAAGAGGAAGAUGUGUCUUUUCUUUCCUGUCUGGACAACGAGCAGCUCUGCUUCAAAUACCAGCAGCUUCAGUCUAAACUACAAAGAAGAGCAGCAGAACUUCACAAUGCAACUGCAAAGUUAAAGGUAUGGGAGGAGCGGCAGGCCUGUUGGGAGAGCCAGAAGGAUGAGUUGGAGCAAAGAGCAGAAGAUGGAGAGGAGAAAGCUGACAAACUAGAAAAAUAUUGGCAAGAGGCCCAGACACUGUGCAGGGUUGUGAGCCAGAGACUGGCUGAUGCUCAGAGCCAAUCAGAGAGCCUGGAGAUCAAAUACAACAAGGCCAAGAGGCUGGUGCGAGAAUACCAGAGCAGAGAAGAAGAGAGGGAGCGAAGAGAAGCCGAUUUAAGGAGAGAAAUGGAGGAGAGAGAUAAGCAGCACAGAGAGACGGUUGAAAGACUGCAAAUCCAGAUAGCACAGCUGGAGAGAAAGGAGCCUGCACCUGAGAGACAGAACCACUCUGUGGACUCUUCAUCUACAGGUCCGGACUGGCAUAUCCCUCUCCCUGAUACUGGACGUCUUGACUCCAGCGCCCAUAUAGCCAGAGCUCAGCUGGCCCAGAAAUCGAAGCGUCACCCGCCAUCCAGAGACAAACUCAGAGAAAGCUUUAGAAAACAGGAAGAAGAACUUCAGAAACAGGAGAGCGUUUCACUGUCGGCAUCCUCAGCGGUACAAAGGAUCAGCAGGAGUGACUUCUCCAGCUCCUCGUCUUUCCCAGCCCUCAGUCCUCAACCUCCCACCAGCUCCAUCUUUACGCCUCCUAUCUACAUCAAUGACAAUGUCACUCCCUCACCCUGCAAAUCCUCUGCCACCAGAAAGUCUAAAAGGAAAUUUCCUGGCAUCAGUGGCCUUCGCAAGUCUCUGACCAAGAGGAGAAGUGAGAAACAUCGUAAAAGGUCCACCAACAGAGCGUCAUGUGGUGACCUGGUGGACGAGCCUGUUGGAAGUUCUCCUUCAGGCUCGGUCACCUCUAUGCCUUCCUGUCUGCCUUUCCCGUGGUUUGGAGAGCGAGGGAGGGAGAAGGAAGUAGAGGCGGAGCGAGGCAGGGAGAGACUCCGCUCUGUGUCCAGCAGCAGCCUGCCCUACCUAACCACCACAUGUAGAAGAGAUCAGAGUGUAGGUUCUCCGGUUCGUAGCUCAAGCAUGGAGGGUCAUGUUUCUGAUCACUCUCUUUCUGGACACUCUUACACUUUUACCUUUUCCUCUUCUGAGACAUUGGAUGAUGAACCACUUCCUACCAACAACAACAACAACCAGUGGCAGAGUCGACCUGUGAUGGAGUGGAACAACCAGCAGGUGUGUCUGUGGUUAAUCGCCAUGAACAUGGACCAAUACACAUCAGCGUUUGCUGCCAGAGGAGUUGACGGGACACAGCUGCUUAACUUGGACAGUGAGAAACUCAAGGCUCUGGGUGUGUGCAGUCACAGUGACCGGUCUACCCUCAAGAAGAAGCUGAAGGAGAUAAAGAAGAGUGAGGAAAAGGAACAGAGGAAAGGAGAGAAGAGGCAGAAGGAGGGAUAUGAGAAGAAAAACAGCGUUUUGGAUAAGGAAAAUGAAGAGAAGGCCAGGAUGAUUUUGGAAGAGCGGUCGGUAAAAGAUGUCAGAUGUAGUGGAAAAACUGUAAGAACCGAGUCACUUCUGUAAAUGCCAUGCCUGAGAAGCUCCACCAGCAUGAGGACCACACUUGAACCAAUUUCUGUUUAGUUGAUAGAACCAGUUACAUAUUGCACACAUCCUCUACUGUUCACAUGUUGAAAUGAAUCAUUUAGGAUAUCAAACAUUUAUUGGUUUUAGCUGGUAAAAAUAUCUAUAGAGCGGAGGUUGACUUGAACACCAAGAUUCACCAUUUGUCAGAUGUGAAAUGACAUUUUGCUACACUUUUAGUUUUUUUUAAAUCAUGAACUUUAAAUUCUAAUUACAAUAAUUGUAAUAUAUAAUAAUGUGCUGAUUUAUGCACAACUGUAUUUGCUGUAAAUGCUUUUUUAAUGUAUGAAUAAAUAAUGCUUCAAAUGUC